Brienomyrus brachyistius is the source of this 1698-nucleotide messenger RNA. RefSeq names its product transmembrane ascorbate-dependent reductase CYB561 (gene cyb561). Gene Ontology annotation, cellular component: lysosomal membrane. Lineage: Eukaryota; Metazoa; Chordata; Actinopteri; Osteoglossiformes; Mormyridae. The coding region runs from base 630 to 1391 and encodes 253 amino acids. Gene Ontology annotation, molecular function: oxidoreductase activity. The transcript is spliced from 6 exons. The record is from RefSeq and is a predicted model, not a curated record.
AAUGGAUGUUUUAUUGGAUGCAAGCAUUUUUUAGGAGAAACUGACUGCUACUACUACUAACAUUAACCAGUUGAAAGGAUCGGGAUUUAAAAAAUGAAAGCGCUUAAACAACAGUUACCAUUUGAGCUACCUGAUAUUCGUGAAUAUCCGCUAGCCUGUCCAGAAGGUGAAGAACGCUUCUUCGACAGUCGGUCCGUCUGCUGGAUGGCUUAAUAUUAUUUUUCCCCCGAUGGUAUGAAGCAGUAAUUUUCCCGUCACAGCUCUCUUUCCUCCAUAUUUGCGGCUCCUCCACCAACAACAACAUUUACAGUGACGUCAUUGGCGGCGUCACGUGACACUCCCCCCGGAGGGGGUGAGUCCUAAAAAUAGACGGCACAACCACCGAGUAACCUACGGCGGGGCGCGCAACCCACACCUCAGCGUGAUGGCACACCGGUUGGAAAGCCUCGAGCGCCGUGCACUCUAUUUACUCUCCGCGAGAUGCAUAUAAAGUCUGGCACAACUGAAUAUGCCAGUGGAUAACAGAUUGCCGACGAUCAUGCAGCGAUGCACCCUCUUUUAUGGCUGAAUGCGCAAAAACAUAGAUAUCUGAUCAUUGAAAAGAGUGUCGCCGUGGCCUCCUACAGCUCAUGGCAGACAGUCCAGUGACAGAAGCCAGCCCAUUGGGGCUCCCCUGGUAUGUGGCCGGUUCCCAGCUCCUCGGACUGGCCUGUGUAGUUAUCACUGGCGUGUGGAUGGGACACUAUCGGGGUGGCUAUGCCUGGGACGGCACUACCCACGAGUUUAACGUGCACCCUCUCUGCAUGGUCCUGGGCCUGGUCUUCCUGUACGGAGAUGCUAUCAUGGUGUACCGGGUGUUCCGGAAUGAGGCCAAGCGCAGUGUUAAGGUUCUGCAUGCUGCCCUCCACCUCAUCGCCCUCGUCAUCAGCAUCGUGGGUUUUGUGGCCGCGUUUGACUUCCAUCGGAGUGCCAAGAUCCCCAGCAUGUACUCCCUGCACAGCUGGUGUGGAAUGGUGACAUUUGUCCUCUUCUGUCUGCAGUGGCUGCUGGGCCUCAGCUUCUUCCUUUUCGCCGGCAUCUCCGAGCGGCUGCGCCACUGCUACCUCUCCUUGCACGUCUUCUUCGGCCUGGCUCUUCUCGCCCUGGCCGUCGCCACCUGCCUGCUGGGCAUCACGGAGAAGAUACUCUUCACCAUCAUGCCGACAUACUCCGAAUUUACACCGGAGGGCGUGCUGGCCAACACACUGGGGCUGUUGCUUGUGGGCUUUGGGGUCGUGGUGGCAUACAUUGUGACAAAGGAAGACUUCCGGAGACCGCUGCACCCAGAGGAAGAGGCAUUAUCCAUGCACUUCAAGACCCUGACAGAAGGGGAAAGUCCAAAUUCUCCUUAAGCUCCUUUCCUGGUACCCCGCCUGCCGGAUCAUUUGAACACAAUGAAGCUCGAUAUACAUAUACUGCCCUCAUGUGGUGAAAUUUGGGUAUGACAUAAGAUAAUGUGUAUUGUACCAGCUGAUGGGUCCAUUGCUGCAAUAGCGUGCAUUCAUAUCUUUAACUUUGCUGUAACCUUGAUGUGACUGUGUUUUCUAUCUGUAUUUUAUUAUAAAGUCAUUUGAGUCAUCAUCGCACAAAAAUAUCUGUAUCGGUUUGGAUAGAGUGCUUUACAUUCAUGAGGCCUUCAAUUAAAAGCUGACUAUCGUU